AGCUAAUAUGGCUGAACAAGAUGAUCCGCACACGAUCGAUGGGGAGAGUGUACGUUCGAGCUCCCCGCGGCGUCACAGCCACACCCCUUCAUGGGAAGCCUCUAGUCUGCUCUCCCCGGUUGGAUCACAGCGCGCAUCUUUAGACCACAAGUGCUAUACUCAAACACUUGUCAGCACACUUGCCAAUCCAGUUGAAGACGGAUGCAGAGCACAAGGAUCGGCCUCUACUGUGACCUCGAACUCGGCUAGCACAUUGAAUGAGGCAACAUCUACUCAGCUUCCGUCCCUUAAGAACCCUUUGGUGCAACACUGGAAGACUAUAGCAAUGAUCGUGGGUUUUAUUCUUGGUGGUCAGUCUGGCCUCGAACAACGAUAUCUACAUGAUCCUGACUGUUCCAGCGCUACUUUCUGCCUCGGGGCACUACUUGCUUGUCGGGAGCCUGGAUGGCAAGCUCACCGAGACGAGUAAUCUUACACAGGCUCAAGUUUCGGCUGUUUCCAUCUUUUUAACCACAAUAUUCAAGACUGCACUGACGGCC
This is a messenger RNA of Bipolaris sorokiniana ND90Pr, 539 nucleotides long. RefSeq lists its product as uncharacterized. The record is from RefSeq and is a predicted model, not a curated record. NCBI's taxonomy places the organism in Eukaryota, Fungi, Ascomycota, Dothideomycetes, Pleosporales, Pleosporaceae. Bases 8 to 469 code for a protein of 153 amino acids. The transcript has a single exon.